AUGUCGUCUUCCAGCUGCUCAUACCUUGCUGUCAAGAGCUUUGCCUGGGCUAGUGGCUCGCUCGCCGUCGCAGCUCGAGCGAGGCCUGCCUUGCGUCCCGCCAACCAGUCCGACGUUCUUCACAUCUUUGUGCCUGGUCUCAAACCCGCUUCCUCGCACUUUUCCACCGCUAUCACAAAGCACUACCAUCAAAGACGCAAGGUCGAACAGACGCAAGCACUCCUCCACCGCCGAUUCGUCCGUUAUCACUCCACAGAGACCCAGCAGCACUCAUCCACUUCGUCAUCGUCCAACAGCCACAUCUAUGCUCCUCCCGCCACGUUAUCCAAAGAUGCCAACUCCACCGCCUCCUCGAGCUACCAGGGCCAGUCUGCCGGCGCUCCUCCCAAAGCGCCCGUUUCCAUUAGCCCACUGCCUGCCUCCACGAACACGGCAGCCGAGCUAGGCUCACCCGCUAACCAGACCUCCGCCUCGCAGACCAUGCUCGCAGAGCAAAAGCCCAAAGAAAAAGAGCUUGUCGACGCCAAAACGCCAAAGGGUCCGCUCACCACCCGCAUCUGGGCAAAGGUCAAAGAAGAGGCGCUUCACUACUGGCACGGCUCCAAACUGCUUGCCAAGGAAGUCAAGAUCUCCUCGCGUCUCCUGCGCAGACUCAUGCUCGGCUACAGCCUCACACGCAGAGAAAAGCGUCAGCUCAAGCGCACGUUUGCCGAUCUCUUGCGUCUCAUCCCGUUUAUCCCCUUCAUUGUUAUCCCAGCCGGAGAGCUUUUGCUGCCAGUAGCUAUCAAGAUCUUCCCCAACAUGCUUCCCAGCACGUUUGAGAGCAAGUUCUCGGUUGAGGAGAAGCGCAGAGGCCUCAUCAAGGUGCGUCUCGAAAUGGCCAAGUUCCUUCAAGAGACUAUCAAGGAAGGCGGCCUCCAGGCUACCGACAAGGUCAAGACCUCGGAAGAGUUCAAAGAGUUUUUCCGCAAGGUGCGAUCCACCGGCGAGUCGCCUAGUAACCAAGACAUCAUCAAGGUCGCGCAGCUCUUCGAAGACGACCUGACGCUCGACAACCUCACCCGUCCUCAGCUGGUCAGUGUCUGCCGCUACAUGCAGAUCCACGCCUUUGGCACCGACAACUACCUUCGCUACCAGAUUCGACACAAGCUCAACCGUAUUCGCCAGGACGAUAUUGUCAUUGGCCACGAAGGCGUUGAUAACCUCUCGCAAGCCGAGCUCGUCAGUGCUUGCCAGAACCGAGGCAUUCAGACCACCAACCUCUCCGAGGACCGUCUGCGUCAGGAGCUACAGCAGUGGAUUGACUUGCACGUCCGCAACAAGAUCAGCGGUACUCUGCUCGUACUAAGCAAGGCCUUCAACUAUGUCGCUGCCGGCAACAACGACAUGAACGCCCAGUCGCAUCUUCGCAGUCUCGAGCUGACGCUCAGCAGCUUGCCCGACAACCUCGUCAACGAAGCCGAGCUCAGCGUCAACAGCGAGGGUGCCACCAACAAGCAGCGCCUCGAAGUGCUCCAGCAACAGGAGGAGCUUAUCGAGGAUGAAGCCGAGCAGGAGCAAGAGGAAGCCGCUGCGCGCGAAGCCGACAAGGAACGACGCAAUGCCGAAAAGGCACGUCUCGCACGCGAGGAGGAAGAGGCACGUUCCUUGCUCCCCAAGAAGGAGACCGAUUCGGCGCUUGAGGAUCCGCGCAUGACCAACGAGCAGCUCACCGAGCUCGGCGAGGCGCUCAGCAUCCUCAGUGCAAAGUCGUCGGUGCUCAAGGAGCGCGAAGAGCUGCGACAGCUCAUCGAGGAAGUCAGCGGUUCUGAAGCUACCGCCGCAGAAGACAAGGCGUCAUCCGCGACCUCGGCUAGCUCCAGUGCCGACACUUCUUCUUCUUCCUCGGUUACAGAUGCCGACAAGACCGACUCGAGCUCCGCCCCCACGAGCUCAUCCGCACGCAGCAUGACCAAGCGCAUCAAAUCGAUGCUCGAAAAGAUCGAUAACCAGCUCGAAGAGUACGACCGAGACGUCGGCUCGCGCAUGCACCUCAUCGAGGCCUCUCACACAGGCAAGAUCUCGGUUGACGACCUCGAGCAAGCUCUGCGUCUGAUCAAGCACAAGCCCGAGGACGAGGUGAUUGAGAAGAUUGUCGACAAGCUCGACGUCGAUCACGACGGUCUAGUUCCGCUCGACGACGUCUUGGAGCUCGCCAGGGCCGAGUCGGGCCUCGGCAUCUUGCGCGACCAAGGCGUCAGGCAGAUCCACGCGCAGGGCAAGCAGAUUCGCGACGGCGAUGCGUUGAAGCCCAAGAAGAGCGACAUUGUCGAGGUGUAA
This is a messenger RNA of Mycosarcoma maydis (corn smut), 2319 nucleotides long. RefSeq lists its product as uncharacterized. Gene Ontology annotation, molecular function: ribosome binding; calcium ion binding. The transcript has a single exon. Bases 1 to 2319 code for a protein of 772 amino acids. Lineage: Eukaryota; Fungi; Basidiomycota; Ustilaginomycetes; Ustilaginales. The record is from RefSeq and is a predicted model, not a curated record. Gene Ontology annotation, cellular component: mitochondrial inner membrane. Gene Ontology annotation, biological process: intracellular monoatomic cation homeostasis.